AUGAAGGUUUCUGCCUCCCGACGUGAGCGCUGCCGGAUCAACCAGGCCAGAUACAGAAAGAGGCAGCGGCAGCACGCCGACAAUCUGGACGAGAGUAUCCGCACACUCCAGGAGGGGAUUCAAGAGCUGGAAACUCAGCGUCACAACAUUUUACGCUGUGCUCCCACGAACGAGAGUGUUUGGAUCGUGGCGACAGAGUACUUUAGACUGUUCCGUUACGGAUACAUGGCGCCGCAAAUGACUCCAGCGUCCACUACCUCUCCGACCGCCGCUACUAGCCUGACACCCCGUACACAACGCGAGUCACACGCACAGCUCGAUUUCCUGAAAGCUACGAUGGCUCCCGAUGUGACGGACGGCAAUGUAUACGGCGCAGAGGCGAUUCUCGAAAACUGGAGGCUGAUGUCGCUUAAUGGAGUGGAUUUGCACUUCCACCCCAAGCGUCUGGAGCAACUCGCUACAGGUUCUCUUCUUGCUACAACCAAAACAACCGUCACUAUAACUGAGAGCUCACUGCGUCAACUGUUUCCGCACCUGGUCUUAGACCAAGACAUGAAGGAAGAUGAACCGCGUAGGCCUUCCUCCCUGGGUGCCAGACUAUUAAACCAGCGACUGAGCUUGUGUGGAGCUGUACACUUUGACUGGGACUCCUCAAUCGGUCGUGUGGCUCGACUCGAGUCCACAGUGGACCUCAUGACCCCGAUGUUGGAAUUAUUGGGCAGUCUCGAGGACGUUGCUCGUGUGUUUGACAAGGCUUUACUGACGCUCGAUGGAAGAUUUCUAGCAAAUAAGGGCCUCGAUUCGGUGCCAGCUAGCAAUUAA
This is a messenger RNA of Phytophthora infestans T30-4, 822 nucleotides long. Its product is annotated as bZIP transcription factor. The coding region runs from base 1 to 822 and encodes 273 amino acids. The transcript has a single exon. The record is from RefSeq and is a predicted model, not a curated record. NCBI's taxonomy places the organism in Eukaryota, Oomycota, Peronosporomycetes, Peronosporales, Peronosporaceae.